Messenger RNA from Paramuricea clavata, 4269 nucleotides. The record is from the annotation of a GenBank genome assembly. Lineage: Eukaryota; Metazoa; Cnidaria; Anthozoa; Malacalcyonacea; Plexauridae.
AAACAAAAUGGCGGCGAAGAUUUUGUAUUUUCCAAGAUAUUCGCGAUUUGCUAAAGGUUUUUCGACUUCUUUUGGGCAAUUUAUUUCGAAAAGAAAGCCCAGAUGUAAUUCCCUGUGUUCCGAAGUUAGCUUUCAGGUACGUAGAGGGCAUUAUUCAUGCAAACCUUUGCAGAAUGGAUCAAGUUUUGAAGCUAGGGAGGGAGGUUUGGAAUUUGAGUUUGUGAAUUCAAGGAAGAAUUAUUGGCCGAAAACCCUCAAACGAUUCUACUCUAGGGGUAGGAAAACAAGCAAGGAUACCAAAGGAGCUAAGAAAGUCGAAAUAAGCAGCGAAGAUGAUAAUUUAGACGAAGAUUUGGAACAUGUUGAGAUUCUGGCAAAAUUGCGUGAAAAAUCAGGCUUAGAACAGGGGCAUAAAGUUUUGGUAAUCCAGCCAGAUUUUAAAUGGGGAAGAAAUCGAUUUCAUUUGGAAACUGUCGACCACAUGCUUGGGGAGGCGUUGAGUUUAGUGGAGGCGAUUAACGGUUGGAGCGUCGUUGAGGGACGCACAGAACCGAUUAGGAAACCAGAUUCUCGUUACUUCUUCGGCAAAGGCAAAUUGGAGGAGUUAACAAAGCUCGUUAAGAAGUUAAAGGUCGCCGGGUCCCUAAGCGCUGUGUUUUUGGACGUCGGUCGUCUCACACGAAGACAGCAUGCUGAGCUCGAGGAAUUAUGGGACGUCAAAGUGUUCGAUCGCUUCAGUUUGGUUGUGCAGAUUUUUAAAGAGCGUGCCGUCAGCAGCGAGGCCAAGGUACAAGUGGAACUUGCAGAGUUGGGGUAUAUUAGGUAAGUAGCAGUUUUGUAAUCCAUUAAUGUGCAAGACUCUCCCUUAAUAAAUAAAAUCGUCUGGCGUAAGACAGAGUAAAAUGAUAAAGUAGGGCACAUUAGGGUGCAAUGUAAGUUAACCCGCAAUGCGCCCCAGUGCGGCCUACUUAUUUUUUUUACUUGUCUAAUGCCUGACGAUUUUACUCUUCAGUGGGGAAGCUCUGCAGCUUAAUGGGUUAAUAACCAAAAAAUCUGACAAUGUCUCUAGUUGAGCCGCAAUGUGCCCCAGUGAGCCUUACUUUUUUUUACUUGUUUAAUGCCAGAUGAUUUUACUUGUCAGUGGGGAAACUGUGCAGCUUAAUGGGCAAUACCAAGGGCUGAAUUUUUGUAUGUCUUGUAAAACAUUUAGGUCUCGCCUAGUUUUCGACGACCACACAAGUUAUGACCAACAGCGAGGGGGCACAUACAGUAUCGGGGGCGGGGGAGAGACGCACCUUGAGGCCGCCAGGCGGAUGUUGAUGUUGAGACAACAGAAACUGAAAAAGAAAUUGGAAGCCAUUAGAAAACAACGCAACUUAAUUAGACAUGACAGAGCUAAAAGAAAAGUGCCCAUUGUCUCUGUCGUUGGAUACACAAAUGCUGGUAGGUGUGCAAACCAUUUUGGUUUAAUAAAGUUGACGCUUACUGGACCUCUAGGAAGAACAGUUCAGAACCGAUAGAGCUAUCCAGUAUUAAUAAAGUUAGUUUAGGUUAGGUUUCCUCCUGUAAUAACACUGGAUCAAUAAAAGAUGAUCCUUACUGGACCUCUAGGAAGAACAGUUUAGAACUGAUAGAGCUAUCCAGUAUAAAUAAAGUUAGUUUAGUUUGGGUUUCCUCCUGUAAUAACACUGGAUCAAUAAGAGAUGAACCUUACUGUACCUCUAGGGAGAACCGUUAGAGCUAUCCAGUAUAAAAUCAUCACGACAAUCAUCAGGUUUAAUCAUCAGGUUUAAUCAUCAGGUUUAAUCAUCAGGUUUAAUCAUCAGGUUUAAUCAUCAGGUUUAAAAUUCACAUGUAAAAUUCCGAUGUAAAAUUUCGAUGUAAAAUUCCGAUGUAAAAUUCCGAUGUAAAAUUCCGAUGUAAAAUUCAGAAGUAAAAUUCAGAAGUAAAAUUCAGAAGUAAAAUUCACAUGUAAAAUUCACAUGUAAAAUUCCGAUGUAAAAUUCCGAUGUAAAAUUCACAUGUAAAAUUCACAUGUAAAAUUCACAUGUAAAAUUCACAUGAAAAAUUCACAUGUAAAAUUCAGGUUGAAAAAUCUUACUGGACCUCUAGGCCCCGUUACAUGGUACCGGACAAAUUUGGAACUGUGCUGAAAGUCGUCCUUUUUCGCGGAACAGGACGACUUUGAGAGCGUCUAACCGGACGUAUUCGCGUGUAAACAAGCGAAAAUGGACGAAUUUCAGCUCGGCCCCAAAUUCGUCCGCUACCGUGUAAACAGGGUCCUAGGAAGAGCAGUUUUAUUGAACUGUUAUGUUAGGUAAGUUAGUGAAAAAUUAGGAAACUCAGGAUAAAGAUGAUUGCCUCGUUUCUAGGCAAGACAACACUGAUCAAAGCUCUAACUCACGACUCGGAAAUGCGUCCAGAAGACAAGCUAUUCGCAACACUUGAUGUAACGGCUCACCGCGGUAAGCUGCCCAGUGGUAUGACUGCAUUGUUUAUUGACACUGUGGGCUUUGUGUCUGAUUUGCCUCACGAGCUAGUCGAGUCAUUCUCUGCUACUUUGGAAGAUAUAGUACACUCUGUAAGUGAAAUGAUUUGAGCCUUAAAUGCAGGUUUUCUUGCAGAAAGAAAAAUACAUUUCCGCAGAGCUGAAUACGGUAUAUGCACUAACCAACAUCACAGAUUUCGUUUGUUUCCUAGGAUUUGCUUAUCCAUCUUCGUGAUUGCAGUCAUCCGGAGUUUGAAGCUCAGAAAGUUCAUGUCUUGGAUGUUUUAAAGAUGCUUAAACUUCCUAAAUAUUUGAUGGAAAAUAUUAUCGAGGUCCAUAAUAAAGUCGACCUCAGGUAAGACAGUUCGGAGGCAGUUCACUGCAGUUAUUGUAGAAUACUACCUACAGUUUAAAAUAGUUUGAAUGGUUUAAAAACGUAUUUGGAAUAGGUUUAACUUAAUGUUUAAGUUCCCUGUUUAAGAAAUAGAAAACAUACGAAUCUUCUCAUUUCAUGGGAACGACCUGAGACUGCAAUCACGGCUUCAAUUUUUGAAUUGCAGAAUAAUUAGAUGCACUAUCUAGUGUAUAUAAGAUAUCUAUGAAUAUACUUCUUUAGAAUGAAACUACAGAGUUUUUUUAUUAUUUUGCAGAGAAUCUAUCUCAGAUGCGAGUGGAAGAAACGAGGAACGCUUCGAAGUGUCAGCUUUACAUGAAACUGGUCUGGGUGUUUUGUGGUCAGGCGUUGAAGAUGCUUUGUUUAAAACAACAGGACGACAAAUUAAGACCAUAAUUAUCCCGCAAGAUGGACCUCAAUUGAGGUGAAAUAUAAUUUGUUUAUAAUAUGGAAAAUAUUGAAAAAUAAAAUUUAUUUACACUGGAUAAUCAAAACUGUUCUUCCUAGAGGUCCAGUAAACAUCAUCUCUUAUUGAUCCAGUGUUACUACAGAAGGAAACCUAAACUAAACUAACUUUAUUUAUACUGGAUAGCUCUAUCAGUUGUAUACUGUUCUUCCUAGAGGUUCAGCAAGGAUCAUCUCUUAUUCAUGCAUCCUGUAUUACUACAGAAGAAAAGCUCUAACUUUAUUGAUACUGGACAGCUUUAUCAGUCCUAAACUGUUCUUCCUAGAGGUCCAGUAAUAGCCCUCUCUUAUUGACCCAGUGUUACUACAGGAGGAAACCUAAACCAAACUAACUUCAUUUAUACUGGAUACAGUAGCUUUAUCAGUUCUAAACUGUUCUCCCUAGAGGUCCAAUGAGAGUCAUCUCUUCUUGAUGCAUUGUUACUACAGGAGGAAACCUAAACUAAAAUAACUUUAUUUAUUCUGGAUAGUUCUAUCAGUUCUAAACCGUUCUCCCUGAGGUCCUAGAGAAAUCCUUGGUGUUUGAGUCAAACCGGAAGCACUGUUCUCCCUUUUUUUCUAGUUGGUUGCAUCACGAGGCAACAGUGAGCGAGACAGAAACGACGCAGGAUGCCAGACUCAAAGUGAAAGUGAUCAUGGACGAAGCAGCUCUUGGAAAAUAUAACUCGAAAUUUGGAAAAGUAGACUGACGAAGGUACACAGACAUUAUUUUAUUCUGUAGAAUUUAUUAAUAUCAAUUCAAUUGCGUCAAAACAGUACAAACACAAUCGUGAAAGCAGUACAAAGAACUUACUACAAACACAAUCGUGAAAUUGGACGUAGGGCACUUAGAGAAAAAGGCUAUUUUUGUAUACAAUGAUGCAAAUUUUUACAAAAUGUGCGCUUUACGUAAUUCGUUAUAAUUUCAUAACAAUAUAUAAAG